AUUUUUGCAUAACUUACAAGAUCACGGUCCCAUUGAUUUAAUUCUUGCGUCUGAUUGUUUUUACGAACCUUCGAAUUUUGAAGAUAUUUUGGUUACCGUUUCUUAUAUUUUGGAUCAUAACCCAGAAUCGAAGUUUUUGUUUACGUAUCAAGAGCGUAGUUCCGAUUUGAGUAUUGAACAUUUGUUGGCAAAGUGGAAUUUAAAGUGCUUCGUGCAUAAUAUAAACAAUUUAGGUUCGAGUGUUGGUUUGGACUUGCACGAGCUUAGCGGUGGUCACAGUAUUCAUUUGUUUGAAAUUACGAGGUGAAUAAUAUGGGUUCUGUAAGUCGCGCCGUUAAAUUAUACGUUGGUAAUAUUCCGUGGACAGUCGGGCACAUAGAAUUGAAAAAUUAUUUUAGCAAAUUUGGUCCGGUUGCUUUCGCGAACGUAAUUUUCGACAGAAAAACGGGUUUAUCGAGAAAUUUUGGAUUUGUUAUGUUCAGUAAUAGAGAUGGGUUUGACAAAGCUACCAAUACAAAACAACAUGAACUAGAAGGUAGAACACUCAAACUCCAAAAGGUGCAUGACUCAACUACUUCUAACAUUCAAAUGUAAUUGAAUGCACCUUAAGAAAUUAAUAGAUAUUUAUAGAAAUAUUAAAUAGUAAACUAAAAUAGAUUUAUCACAAUGGCAAAGUCAGAUAGUUUUAAUGAUAUAGAGGAACUUUUAGACUGCGACGAUGAACUAACACAACAAUUUAAUCAAGCAGCGUCUCAUUUGCAAACAAUUGUUUCUGAGUUAGACAAUAACACCCUGGUUUUAUUAUAUGGGUAUUAUAAA
Onthophagus taurus is the source of this 819-nucleotide messenger RNA. RefSeq lists its product as uncharacterized. The record is from RefSeq and is a predicted model, not a curated record. Gene Ontology annotation, molecular function: RNA binding. NCBI's taxonomy places the organism in Eukaryota, Metazoa, Arthropoda, Insecta, Coleoptera, Scarabaeidae.